AUGGAGCAAGGCAAAAGUUCAAAUCUGCGGAAGAACGAAAUCAUUGCUGACGAUGCGGAUCGAGCACCUGUUUGCUGUGCACCUCCAGUCUCUCAGUACCUGUUCGAGAAGCAAAUCGUGUGUCCAGACUGCUUCAAGGAAGAACAAUUCAUGACGAUUACUGCCCUCCCUAUCUUGCAAUUAUUCACCAAACAAUCGGCAACGUCGACUGAAAUUGAAAGCAACAUUGAAGAAAAAGAAGGAUCGUGGUAUUCUGAUGACUUUGGAUCGUCGAGUACCUCGGAAAUGGAUAAGCGGAAACUGGAGAAAUCUAGAAGGCUUGGUGUGGAGUUUGAAGGUCAACUGAAGAACCUUACACAUCUUCUUCAUAUCAUUACUGAGGUUGGAAUUGCCGAGCUACUUAGAGAUUCAACUAAGAAGGAAGAUCACAUUGUGCUCCGAAUCAUCAACAAGAUGAAGAUGAUCAAAGAGGCUCCUCAAUUCGCUACCGUUGUCAUCGACAAUGCGCUGAAAAGAGAGUUGGUGGAAGAAAUGACAAGGAGUUGGACAUGGCUCUCAGCGAGAGGACAUCAAAGAGGAGACCAAGUGGCUCAACUCAGAAUCAAUCAGUGCGCGGAGAAAAACAUUGAUCUGUUGAAUGUUAUUGUCGUCACCAAGGAAACUGUCACUCCCAUCGACACCAUCGCCUCCACCAACUGUGGUCCCUCUACUCAAAACGAGGAAUAG
Molecule: messenger RNA, 726 nt
Organism: Caenorhabditis remanei
Lineage: Eukaryota; Metazoa; Nematoda; Chromadorea; Rhabditida; Rhabditidae
Exons: 7
Coding region: 1-726 (241 amino acids)
Source: RefSeq, a predicted model, not a curated record